AUGAACAUUGGUUUUGAGAAAUCUGCCUAUGAUAGUUGUGUUUACAUCAAGUCAGAGAAUGGAAAAGCAGUGGCAUACUUAGUCUUGUACGUUGAUGAUAUGCUGGUGGGAGCUACAAACCUUGUAGAAAUUGGCACUAUAAAGCAAGAGCUCCAAAAGGAGUUUGAAAUGAAAGACUUGGGGGAAGCUCAAGGGAUACUAGGAAUGGACAUUCGCAGAGACAGAAGACAACCUAUUAAGCUAUCACUCGAGCAGCUUCCCAAGACUGAGACUGAAAGGUUGGAUGUGCAAGAUAUCCCUUAUGCCAACAUUAUAGGAAGCACUAUGUAUUGUAUGAUAUGCACAAGGCCUGACUUGGCACAUGGGAUAAGCGUAACCAGCAGAUAUAUGAGAGAGUUUGGGAAAGAUCAGUGGAUGGCCUUGAAAUGGAUUCUGAGAUACACUAGUGGAACUAAGAAUAUUGGGAUCCUUUUCAAGCAACAAGAAAGCAGUGAAAAUCCAUUAUUGGGGUAUUGCGAUUCGGAUUAUGCAACUAAUCUGGAUACAAGGAAGUCCCAAACCGGUUAUAUCUUCAUGCUCAACAACAGUGCUGUUGGUUGGAAGUCGACACUGCAGUCUGUGGUCGCGUUGUCCACGACAGAGGCUAGUACAUUACACUCACUGAAGCUAUCAAGGAAGAAAAGUGGCUAA
Salvia splendens (bonfire salvia) is the source of this 690-nucleotide messenger RNA. Its product is annotated as secreted RxLR effector protein 161-like. The record is from RefSeq and is a predicted model, not a curated record. The transcript is spliced from 2 exons. NCBI's taxonomy places the organism in Eukaryota, Viridiplantae, Streptophyta, Magnoliopsida, Lamiales, Lamiaceae. The coding region runs from base 1 to 690 and encodes 229 amino acids.